UCUUGUCCUCUCUCUGACAGAACUCACACUGACAGCACAUGAUCACGUCUCCAUGUUACCUGCUGCUGAUGUGUGGUGUGUUUGUGCUGGUCCUCAGGGCGCGGUGUGGACUCUGUUACUCUGGGUUAUAGGCUGCAGGACCUCACGGAUGUCCAGGUGAUGGCCCGACUGCAGGAGGAGAGUUUGCGUCAGGACUACGCCUCCUCCUCGUCUGUGAACCGUCGCAGCGCCAGCUUCUCCUUCCAGCGCGGUGAUUCGCACCUGGACGAGGACGAGGACGAGGAGGAGGAUGAUGAAGAUUACGGUCAGUUACCGCCGCCGCAGCCGCGUCUGAGUCGAGCCGGACCGCUGCCGCAUUCACACACCUUCAGCAGCAUCAGGGACUGGACGCAGACGCAGACGCAGACGCACUGCAGAGACACGCAGCCCGGCCUCAGCUGCAGCUCAGAUAAGCUGAGGAGGAGUAUGCCGAACCUGCUGCUGUCUGCGGCUCUGAGUCCAGCGCUGCGGCCGGCGUCCGUGAAGAGCAGCCAGAGCUUUGAGUCGUGCGGUGCUCUGACUCUGACGCGUCUCCAGAGCUGCAUUCCUGCUCCGGCGCAGCUGCAGAACCGCGUGCAGAGCCUCGGGAGCUUCUCGUCCCGUCAGCAGCUCAAAGCCACCGCGUACGUCAGUCCCACCAUCAAGAGCUCCUCCGUCAGUUUACAGAGUCUGUCUGUCAGCGGGAUCCCUAAAGCAGCCGCGUCUCAGAUCCCGUCUCGCAGCGGUCUCCCGCGGCCCGCGGCCUUCAUCCCCAGCGGCUCCGGCCCUCGCAGCAAACUCACCGCACCCCUGCGCAGUGUGGCGCCGCUCCGCGCGCUGCGUGACGGGUGUUUCUGACGCGGCUCGGAGCGUCCUGCAGGUGUCCUCCUCUCCUCCAGAGCAGACGCAGCUCUAUGCAAACACAUGCUGCUAAACCAGUCGGGCUGGAACUCAACAACCUGAAACGGUUUGUACGAUUGCUUGAAGUUGGAAUAUGAUUCACUUUUUAUGAUUUCAAAAGUUUUAACCAAAUCUCAACAGGUUUUUAACUAUUCACAGGUAUGAAAGACUUUAAUGUGAAUAUGUUUAUAUGAUUAAUAGUGCUUUUAAUAACUUCUCACACUCUUAAUCACUGAUCUGUAUGGACCAAUUAUUGCACCAUUUGUAAACGUAUUAAUGUUUUGAUUAUAAUUGUUCUUGUUGUAUUAAUUUGAUGUUGCACUUUCACUGUUAAUGUUUAUUUUAUCGUUGCAGGAUGCUUUUUAAAGGCCACAGGUGUAGCACUGUAUUUAUUUGAAAGUUAUCUUCUCAUCUUGUUUUUUUUUAUUUAUUAUGUAAAAUAUAUUUAAAAGAGCGUUCUUCAUGUUUGCACAUCGUUUUUGUAAAUGCGCCACAGUUUUCUUCUUAAAUAUUU
Sinocyclocheilus rhinocerous is the source of this 1432-nucleotide messenger RNA. RefSeq names its product SLAIN motif-containing protein 1-like. Gene Ontology annotation, biological process: microtubule nucleation; positive regulation of microtubule polymerization; cytoplasmic microtubule organization. The coding region runs from base 160 to 876 and encodes 238 amino acids. NCBI's taxonomy places the organism in Eukaryota, Metazoa, Chordata, Actinopteri, Cypriniformes, Cyprinidae. The record is from RefSeq and is a predicted model, not a curated record. Gene Ontology annotation, cellular component: microtubule plus-end. The transcript is spliced from 5 exons.